AUGGCUAAUCCUAAGAAGAAGGAAACUCGUGAACUUAGAAAGAUCAUACAUUGUUUCAAAGUUGGGAUAGCAAUGACAUUGGUCUCACUCUACUACUACUACAAUCCUUGGUCUGAUAACACUACUCAAGGAGCUGCAAUGUGGGCUGUCAUGACUGUCGUCGUCGUCUUUGAGUUCACAGUCGGUGGAUGUAUAUACAAAGGAUUGAAUAGAGCAAUGGCAACAUUAGUCGCCGGCGGUCUCGCUCUCGGAGUGCAUUGGCUUGCAAGCAUAUCAGGAGACAAAUUUGAGCCUAUCAUUCUUGGACUAUCAGUUUUCAUUCUAGCUUCCAUUGCGACAUUCUAUCGAUUUGACACUAAGAUCAAAGUCUGGUUUGAUUAUGGUGUGGUGAUAUUCAUCCUAACAUUCAGCUUGAUCGCCGUCUCCGGCUAUCAACGGGAUACACUCUUUGCUUUGGCACAACAGCGUUUAUACAACAUUGGCAUUGGUAUCUUUAUUUGUCUUUUGGUUUGUUUUCUUAUUUGUCCAGUUUGGGCUGGAGAAGAUCUUCAUCUUCUCAUAAUAUGGAACAUGGAGAAGAUUGCUGAUUCAUUAGAAGUUUGCACGGAUGAGUACUUCAAAGGAUGUGGUGAAGAUAACGAUGCAAUUAGACAAAGAUUAGAAUCAUGUGAUGAAGAUAACUAUGCAAUUAGACAAAGAUUAGACGCAUACAAACACAUCCUCAAUUCAAAGUCAUCAGAAGAUUCUUUGGCAAUUUUAGCGAGAUGGGAACCCGGCCACGGGUCAUUUGGUUUCCGGCAUCCAUGGAAUCAGUACCUCAAGAUUGGAGCUGCAAUGCGGCUUUGUUCUUACUGCUUAGAAUCCCUUCUUGGUUGCAUUGCUUCCCAAACUCAAGUAACUGAUGAGUCUAUGAAGAAGCAUUUGAGUGAAGCUUGCAUGAGAUUAAGCUUCAACUCCUCCAGAAUCUUAAAAGAGUUGGCCAAGUGCAUCAAGUUCAUGAGGAAGUCAAACUGCAUGGACUUGCUGCUAAGAGAACAAAACAAUGGAGUUAAGGAGCUUGACAAUGCACUGAGAUCUUUGCCACCAUCUAAUCAUCCAACUAAGGAAUCCAUGGAUUUAGGCUUUGUUUCUUCGUUCCAUGGCCGAGAAUUGAUCGUCAUUAUUUCAUUGUUGAUUGAGAUAUCGGCGAGGAUCAUCGGAGUUGUUGAAGCAGUUAAUCUCUUGGCAGAGCAAGCUUGUUUCAAGCCUGCCAAGAAUGAGAUGGAACAAGAAGACGAAGAAGUAGACAUGGUUAGUCGUAAAAAUUCCUUUGUAGUUACUUUGGGGCCUGAACCUGUUAGAACUACUGAAGAGGCAUGAGAUUUCAGGUAACUUGAACACUUGCCAUUUUUAUAGUCAUCAGAAAAUUAAAGAACGCAA
Dioscorea cayenensis subsp. rotundata (Guinea yam) is the source of this 1419-nucleotide messenger RNA. Its product is annotated as aluminum-activated malate transporter 10-like. The transcript is spliced from 6 exons. The record is from RefSeq and is a predicted model, not a curated record. Gene Ontology annotation, biological process: malate transport. Gene Ontology annotation, cellular component: plant-type vacuole membrane. Lineage: Eukaryota; Viridiplantae; Streptophyta; Magnoliopsida; Dioscoreales; Dioscoreaceae. The coding region runs from base 1 to 1359 and encodes 452 amino acids.